This is a messenger RNA of Symbiodinium sp. CCMP2592, 747 nucleotides long. The record is from the annotation of a GenBank genome assembly. Lineage: Eukaryota; Dinophyceae; Suessiales; Symbiodiniaceae.
AUGGCAUGCUUCCGUGUCGUGGCCGUCAAUUGGAAGAAGAAGACGCCCGUCAAGGUUCACUUCAUGGGCUACGCCAAGGAGCACGACGAAUGGCUGAGCGCGGAACGUCUGCGCUCCAGGGCCAUUGUGCCGCUCAAGGGGCAGGAGGAGGGAUCCCAGGCUUCCUUCGGUGCCAGCGUGCCACCCCUGGCCAAGAAGUACCUCCGCGUCAACGCGAAGGUUUUCGCUCGGCUGAAUCCAGGCUUUUGCCCCUGGGUUCUUGCCAAGAAACAGUACCUCGAGGCGACAAAGGACUGCAACGACACCAUCACGUGGGCCUUGCAACACGACAAGGGUUGCACGCUCUACACUCUGCCGGUUUUCCUGGACAGGGACGAAACAUCGGCCUACCUUGCGGGCGUCGUCAUCCAGGAGAUGAUCUGGAAACUCCGUGCCUCGAGCUUGAUACUCUGCGGACCUCCCAAGAUCUGCCAAUGCGUGCAGAAAUGCUUCUCGAUUGGAGGAGCUUACGAGUUCGAGCUGAGGUCCAUGCGGGAAGUCUGCGGCGCGCCCCGCAAGCCUUUCGAGGUAUCCAUCGUGGGACAUGAGUCAGCGCUGCCCGCUGCUUUCGACGCGCCCGAGGUGGAGCGGCGUGCAGAGGCCCCAGGUCACUCUUCCGUGAGGCUUUCCAGCUUCCACGGCCAAUCACGGCCUCGGCCAAGUGGCACAGGAUUUCCCGAGCCCACCAGCUCUGGGCACCACCCGUGA